CUACCAUUCGAUAGACUAUCCAUGCUACAGCCCAGAGAGUCCGGAUGAUGUCAAAUCCAGUGUCAUAUGCUCGUUCAACUGGCAAUGUGUUUGUGGUAAUGUUUUUUCGAGUGUAGAAAAUUUUAAUUGGGAAAUUUGUUAAAAAAAAUUAAAAGCAAAAGAUGGCUCAACAUCCUGUCUUGAUGCGCGUUGUUGGCUUCUCAAUAACAGCCGCCAAUCGGGCUGGAGAAAUAAUCCGGGAAGUGAUGAAUAAGGGAGAACUUGGAAUUGUUGACAAGGGCAAAGAUGACUUGCAAACUGAAGCAGACAGAUCAGCUCAGAGAUGCAUCGUGGCAUCACUGAAUAAACUCUUUCCCAAGGCAAAAGUUAUUGGUGAGGAGGGAAAUAUUGAUUUGAAAAUACCACAGGAUUGGUAUACAAAUGAGCCUGAUCAGGAUUUUCUCAAGAACAAAUGUCCAGAAUCCUUGAAGAAUGUUUCAGAGGAGGAUCUGGUAAUUUGGGUGGAUCCUCUGGAUGGAACAUCUGAAUACACUCAGGGAUUCCUGGAGCAUGUGACCGUUUUAAUUGGGGUUUCUGUGAAUGAACGUGCAGUCGGGGGAGUUAUUCAUCAGCCCUACUUCAAGACAGACACAGGAAAGAUUGGACGCACCAUUUGGGGAGUUAAGGAGCUGGGAAUUGGAGGAAUUAGUCCUGCUACUUUGCCAAAUAAUAAAUUCGUGGUCACCACAACAAGAUCACAUUCAAAUGCAGUUGUCCAGAGUGCUCUGGACGCUCUCAAACCCGAUGAAAUCCUUCGAGUUGGAGGAGCUGGAUACAAAAUUAUCCAAUUGCUUGAGGGAAAGGCACAUGCGUAUGUCUUUGCCAGUGCUGGAUGCAAGAAAUGGGACACCUGUGCUCCAGAGGCUGUCCUGGAAGCCAAUGGAGGCACCCUAACCGACAUGAUGGGGAAUCACUAUUUGUACGGGAAGGGUGUUCAAUUUCCCAACAAAGGAGGAGUUCUGGCCACAGCCAAAGGUGUCAACUACCAAGAUGUUUUAGAUAGGAUUCCACUUCACAUAAAAGAGGCGAUAUCGAAGAAUAUGUAAAAAAAAAAUAUAUGUCAGUAAUGUUAUUAAAUGACAAAGUUUUAAGGGAAAAUCAA
This is a messenger RNA of Phlebotomus papatasi, 1141 nucleotides long. RefSeq names its product 3'(2'),5'-bisphosphate nucleotidase 1. Gene Ontology annotation, molecular function: 3'(2'),5'-bisphosphate nucleotidase activity. NCBI's taxonomy places the organism in Eukaryota, Metazoa, Arthropoda, Insecta, Diptera, Psychodidae. Gene Ontology annotation, biological process: phosphatidylinositol phosphate biosynthetic process. The transcript is spliced from 2 exons. The record is from RefSeq and is a predicted model, not a curated record. Bases 162 to 1085 code for a protein of 307 amino acids.